AUGUUACCAUACCACCAGCAGGUGCCAGGUGGUUGCUAUGGUUACCACCAGCAGGUGGUCUCCCACCAGCAGUGUUACCACCCAGGUGGCUGCCCUAUGUUACCAUACCCUCCGGUCUGCCAGGUGGCUUCCCAUGGCUACACCCCUGACCCUCCCAUGGCUUACCCCAGACCCGGCUACACCCCAGACCAGGUGGUUGCUAUGUUACCCCCAUACCCUCCCAUGGCUCUGACCCUCCCAUGGCUACACCCCAGACCCUCCCAUGGCUACCCCAGACCUCCCAUGGCUACCCCCAGACCCUCCAUGGCUACACCCCAGACCCUCCCAUGGCUACACCCCAGACCCUCCCAUGGCUACCCCCAGACCCUCCCAUGGCUUCCCAUGCUACACCCCAGACCCUCCCAUGGCUACACCCCAGACCCUCCCAUGGCUACACCCCAGACCCUCCCAUGUUUGACCCUCCCAUGGCUACACCCCUGCCCCCAGACCCUGAUUAGACCCUCCAUGGCUCUCCCAUGUAAAACCCAGACCCUCCCUGGACCCUCCCAUGGCACUUGGACCUACCCCCCCAGACCCUCCCAUGGCUACCCCCAGACCCUCCCAUGGCUCAUCCCAUGGCUACAACCCAGACCCUCCCAUGGCUACACCCCAGACCCUCCCAUGGCUACCCCCAACCCUCCCAUGGCUACACCCCAGACCCUCCCAUGGCCCUACACCCCCCCAGACCCUCCCAUGGCCCUCCCACCCCCCAGACCCUCCCAUGGCUACACCCCAGACCCUCCCAUGGCUACCCCCCCAGACCCCAACCCUCCCAUGGCUACACCCCAGACCCUCCCAUGGCUACACCCCAGACCCUCCCAUGGCUACACCCCACCCUCCCAUGGCUACACCCCAGACCCUCCCAUGGCUACACCCCAGACCCUCCCAUGGCUACACCCCAGACCCUCCCAUGGCUACAACCCCUGA
This is a messenger RNA of Oncorhynchus nerka (sockeye salmon), 966 nucleotides long. RefSeq lists its product as uncharacterized. Bases 1 to 966 code for a protein of 321 amino acids. The record is from RefSeq and is a predicted model, not a curated record. Lineage: Eukaryota; Metazoa; Chordata; Actinopteri; Salmoniformes; Salmonidae. The transcript has 4 exons.